This is a messenger RNA of Humulus lupulus (European hop), 1674 nucleotides long. RefSeq lists its product as uncharacterized. The record is from RefSeq and is a predicted model, not a curated record. Bases 1 to 1674 code for a protein of 557 amino acids. The transcript has 2 exons. NCBI's taxonomy places the organism in Eukaryota, Viridiplantae, Streptophyta, Magnoliopsida, Rosales, Cannabaceae.
AUGGUGAAAACUCAUGGAGCUUCCUCUGAGAAGAUCCCUACUACUCAAUCCCAAAAGCCUUCUGCUCAGCCCUCUCUGUCGCCUCCUCCGUCUGUGUCAACAACGCCUCCACCUACUCCAGCACCAGCGGCAUCUGUUGGGAGGACUACCAUAUCCAAGGCACGCAAUAGGAUGAUCCCUCUCUCUACUGAACACCCCAUGGUGUUUCAAGAUAUCUCGGCUGAUAUUGUCGACAACACACCACCAACUGAAGUGGUGGUGCCCUCUCAAGCCAAGAACCAAUCUAUUUUUCUGAUUGAACCAUCUCUAGCGGCUAGGGAAAAAUCCAAGUUUAUUUCAUCUUCUUCCAAAGCUGUUGCUGCUGGGUUACUCAAGUUGCCCAUGAAGUUGAGCCAGUCCAAGAAAAACUCUUUGGCUCCAAAAAUAAAAUUGGUGUUGGGCUCGUCUUCAUCACCCUUGACUGGUGCCAAGAAAAGAUUGAAGGCUAGUCCCCCUUCUCCGUCUUCCUCUAAAUCUGAACCUGAGGAAGAGAAAUCUGAGUCUGAAGAAACCCAUGAUACCACCUUAUCUGAUGAAUCUGUUCCUAAAAAUGUUGAAUCAGAGGCUAAUUCUGAUGAGCCAGAACAAGAAGAUGUUGUCCCCACUGCACAAGAAGACGAAUCUGACACAGAGCCAGUUGCAACUCCAUUGUCAUCCAAGGCUAAAGGCAAAAGACCUAUCUCUGAUUCUACACCAUCUCACAAACUCUCAGGUGUUUAUUUCAAACCUUAUUCUUCUACUUUUUGUUAUAAUGACAAUGCUCGUGAUAUUGUUCUCUAUGCUCAAAGGAAAUUUCUCAUUGCGAAAAAUUAUGUCUUGAGUGAUCAUCAUCCUUAUGGUGUGCUAACUUUGCUUCAAGAUCGAAAAUGGACAGUGUAUGUUAGGGGCCAUUGGUUCUCUUUUUCUCCACAAGAUAUUGCACAGGCUUUGCAUCUUCCUCUUGAUGUUGAGAAUGAUGAUGAUCUUGACUCUCUUGACAAGGAUGAGGUCAUCACUAAACUAGUGGGACAAAAAAUGGUUGGGCCACCUAAUACAGUCAUCUCGGUUACCAAUCUCACCUACACUUAUGUUGUUCUCCAUAAGUUUGCCACAACGAAUUUGAAACCAACUUCUCACACUGCAACUAUCUCAUUUGACAUGGCUUCCUUUUUGUACAAAGUGGGGACCGAAAUUGGUAUAGACUUGGCUAUGUUUAUCUAUGAUCAAAUCAUUGGAUUUAGAAAAGGUAAUAGGAGAAACUUGAAUCUUCUUUUUCCUCAAGUUAUUUGUAAAGUGUUGAGUAUGCAGAAAAAAGAUCUUAAGCGAGAUCAAGAAGAUUUGGUGGCUCCCUCUACUGCUGCUUCCUACAAAGCAUUUGCUCCAACUACUGAAGCUGUUGAUGCUCCAUCAUCCAAGAAAGCCAAGCCUCAAUCUCUGAAGUUUGCCUCGGAUGAUAUUCCUCCUGAAUCCUCCUCUGUUCCCAUAGAUUCAAGACCUGUUGCUACAGAACUAGCUGUUGUUCAAGCCUCUGUUGAUUCUUUGGCUGCUCGAGUGAUGACAGUUGAAGGACUGAAACAUUCUAUUUUGGAUGCUGUUAAAACCUUGUCCAAGGAUCCAGCGGUUUGGUUUUCCUUGUUCUUAUGUCUUUUGUCCUAA